This is a messenger RNA of Marmota flaviventris (yellow-bellied marmot), 4214 nucleotides long. The record is from RefSeq and is a predicted model, not a curated record. Lineage: Eukaryota; Metazoa; Chordata; Mammalia; Rodentia; Sciuridae.
UUGGCGCAGGAUCCUCGGACUGAGGGCCAGGUGGCUCCCGAAGACUGUGGCCCUGAGAGGCAUUCCUAGCCCUUGAUGUGGUGGGACAGGUGCAUGGGCGCUCCUGGCCGGGUAUCUUGGGGCCCGGGAAGCCUCCCACAUCCUCCUUGAUGAUGCCCGAGGUAGCUCUGCCCCGCUUCCUGUCCUGUGGUGACCUCGGAAGGGCGCCGGUGCCAGUCUCCAGGGUUAGCUCGCGGUGCCACCGCGCAGUGCACCUGAAAGACAAUCCCCUGCCCUAGGACAAACAUGAGGAGCGCAGCCAAGCCCUGGAAUCCUGUCGUCAAAGCGGGGAGCCAUGGCCCCGAACGUGCACGGCCCCUUCCUACAGCUUCUUCUGGCAUGAGGAGUUCUAAAUCUUCAACCUCCUUGGCUUUUGAGUCCCGUCUCAGCAAGCUCAAGAGGGCCAGUAGCGAGGAUAUGCUCAACAAACCUGGAAGUACCACCUCAUCAGGGGUAGUUCGACUGAAAAAGACCUCGACAGCAGGAGCCAUCUCUGAGCUAGCUGAGAGUCGCCUGAGGACCAAUACAGGGGCUGUUUCAACAACCAAACGGACAGGCAUCCCAGCUCCCCGAGAACUCUCAGUAACUGUCUCAAGAGAGAGGUCUGUGCCACGUGGUCCCUCCAACCCAAGGAAAUCUGGGUCCAGUCCAACUUCCUCCUGUACCCCGACCCCUACCAAGCACCUGAGGACCACUUCAGCAAAAUCCAAGCAAGAGAAUGAAGGUGGAGAAAAAGCUGUUCUUGAGUCUCAAGUUCGGGAACUUCUGGCAGAAGCCAAAGCCAAAGACAGUGAAAUCAACAGGCUUCGAAGUGAACUAAAGAAAUGUAAGGAGAGAAGGGCCCUGAGCACUGAGGGGACUGAUGCUUCAGACCCAAGUGUUGAUGGGAUAUCAGCCCCACCAGGUGACACAGAACCUUUAUUAAGAGCCCUUGAGGAGAAGAACAAAAUCUUUCAGAAAGAGCUUGCUGACCUAGAGGAAGAAAAUAGGGCCUUGAAGGAGAAACUGACUUACCUCGAGCAGUCACCAAAUUCUGAAGGAGUAGCAAGUCACAUUGGUGACAGCAGCUGCCCAACAUCCAUAACUCAAGAGUCAAGCUUUGGAAGUCCAACUGGAAAUGAGCUGUCAAGUGAAAUUGAAGAGUAUAAAAAAAACACACAUGGAAAUACAUUGCGGACAUCAGGGUCCUCAAGCAGCGAUGUUACCAAAGCUUCCUUGUCACCAGAUGCCUCUGAUUUUGAGCACAUCACUGCAGAUACCCCGUCUCGGCCCUUGUCCUCCACUAGCAACCCUUUUAAGAGCUCCAAGUGUUCCCCUACUGGGAGUUCCCCAAAUAACGCCAGCGAGCUGUCCCUGGCUUCCCUCACAGAGAAGAUACACAAGAUGGAAGAAAAUCAGCACAGCACUGCAGAAGAGCUGCAGGCUACUCUGCAAGAGUUAUCAGACCAGCAGCAAAUGGUGCAGGAACUGACAGCUGAGAACGAGAAACUGGUGGAUGAGAAGACGAUUUUAGAGACAUCCUUUCACCAGCAUCGAGAAAGGGCAGAGCAGCUAAGUCAAGAAAAUGAGAAACUGAUAAACCUUUUACAAGAGCGAGUGAAGAAUGAAGAGCCCAAUGCCCAAGGAGGAAAAAUCCUGGAGCUGGAGCAGAAGUGCACAGAUAUUCUGGAGAAGAGCCGCUUUGAAAGAGAGAAGUUGCUCAAUAUUCAGCAGCAGUUGACCUGUAGCUUACGGAAGGUUGAGGAGGAAAACCAAGGAGCUUUAGACAUGAUUAAGCACCUAAAGGAAGAAAAUGAAAAACUUAAUGGGUUUCUAGAACUAGAGCGGUGUAAUAAUAGUGUGAUGGCCAAAACUUUGGAAGAAUGUAGAGUUACCUUGGAAGGCUUGAAGACAGAGAAUGGGUCCUUGAAGUCUCAUUUGGAGGGAGAAAAGCAAAAAAUUAUGGAGACCAGUAGUACCCUGGGGCAGACAGCAGAGAACUGUAAAGUCCAGGAAAUGUUGGAAGUGGCUCGAGCUGAAAAAGAUCAACUGGAACUGUCUUGCACAGAGCUCAGACAAGAAUUGCUAAAGGCAAAUGGUGAAAUUAAACAUGUUUCAAGCCUGCUAGCCAAGAUGGAAAAAGAUUAUUCUUACCUGAAGGAGAUCUGUGAUCAUCAAGCAGAACAGCUGAGCAGAACCAGCCUAAAACUGCAAGAGAAAGCAUCAGAGAGUGAUGCAGAGAUAAAAGACAUGAAAGAAACCAUAUUCGAAUUGGAAGAUCAGGUGGAACAGCACCGGGCUGUCAAGUUACACAAUAAUCAACUCAUUAGUGAGCUGGAAAGCAAUGUGAUCAAAUUGGAGGAACAGAAGUCAGACUUGGAAAGGCAGCUGAAGACCCUGACAAAGCAGAUAAAGGAGGAGACAGAGGAAUGGAGGCGGUUCCAGGCAGACCUGCAGACUGCAGUGGUUGUGGCCAAUGACAUCAAGUGCGAGGCCCAGCAGGAACUGCGCUCUGUUAAGAGGAGGCUGCUGGAAGAGGAAGAGAAGAACGCCAGGCUACAAAAGGAGCUGGGGGACAUGCAGGGCCAUAGCAGAGCUGUGAAUGAAGAAUCUGAGCCCUCAGAGGUCGAUGCUGCUGGCCGGUGGCAUGGCGUCUACGUCACCAGAACAGCUCCAGCACCUGCAGAAUCUGCAACGACUGUUAAGUCACUGAUCAAGUCAUUUGACUUGGGACGCUCAGGUGGAACUGGACAGAAUAUUUCUGUCCAUAAGACUCCCAGAAGUCCCCUAAGUGGAAUACCAGUAAGGACCACUCCAGCAGCUGCUGUCUCUCCCAUGCAGAGGCAUUCGACUUACAGCAGCUUGAGGCCAGCCAACAAAGGUGUGACUCAGCGCUUAGAUCUUCCAGACCUUCCCCUCUCAGAUCUUCUGAAGGGAAGAGCUGAGGACCUGAAGCCAGACCCUUACCUCAGAAAGAGUCCCUCAUUGGAAUCACUGAGCAGACCCCCUUCCCUGGGCUUCGGGAGUACCAGACUGCUGAGCGCCUCCACCGGGGGGUUGAAACCACCAAGCAAACUCAGUGUGGAACGAAGAGACCCUCUAGCAGCCCUGGCUCGUGAAUACGGCGGCUCCAAGCGCAACGCACUACUGAAAUGGUGCCAGAAGAAGACAGAAGGCUAUGCGAACAUUGACAUCACCAACUUCAGCAGCAGCUGGAGUGAUGGCCUGGCCUUCUGUGCUCUGCUCCACACCUACUUGCCUGCCCACAUCCCGUACCAUGAGCUGAACAGUCAAGAAAAAAAGAAGAAUCUCUUAUUGGCAUUUGAAGCAGCUGAAAGUGUAGGAAUCAAACCCAGCUUGGAGCUCAGUGAGAUGUUGUACACUGACCGGCCUGACUGGCAGAGCGUGAUGCAGUAUGUGGCCCAGAUCUACAAGUACUUUGAGACUUAAACCUCAGGGCCCAAAAGAAUUAGCUGCCACCAACAUUGGUUUGUCCUGGAAGUACCUGGUUGCCACCAAUCUUGCUCUGCCCACUGUCCAGCCUCCUGGAUUUCUAAGAAAGGCUCAAACCAAGUGAAUCAACACUCAAAGAAGAAACUAGAGCUGGAUUCUGCAGUGUCCCUAUUGCAAAUGCAAAUGCAUUUGGAGUAUAAGUUGGGGAAUCUUUGCUCUUCCAUGGCAGGUUUCUAAAGAGGAUGGCCUUCCUUCUUCCAAACCAAGAUCCCACAGGCAUAUUUCUGUGAGAAAGAACCCAGGACGUCACCAAUCCCACAUGGUGACUUGAUGCGUAAUCUGCACAGAGAUUCUUGAGGUACAACACCUCCAAACCAGUUUUUUUGUUUUUUGAUUUUUGGGUUUUUUACUUAAAAUCCCUGGCUUUUGCUUUCAUAAAAACUGCCCUUGUCAACCACCCCACAAAACAUAAAAAACAAAGAAACUUUUGCUUUGCUUCAAAGCAACCUUGGAAACACUUUGGCUCUGUAGAACUCAACUAUUUGAGUCUUCAAUAUGCAAAGGAGCCUGCGGUGCCUUGCUGAAGGUCCCCUGAGGUGUCUCAUAGCAGGAAGUGUGUACAGUGGACGGUUUACGGGCUGAAAGGGAAACCACAGUCAUUGUCCACAGCACCUUCUAUCCCAUUUAUUCACCUCCUAUUCAUACCCACGCACAUUUGUCACACAUGAAGAACUUGAUAGUCA